Messenger RNA from Laetiporus sulphureus 93-53, 822 nucleotides. RefSeq lists its product as uncharacterized. NCBI's taxonomy places the organism in Eukaryota, Fungi, Basidiomycota, Agaricomycetes, Polyporales, Laetiporaceae. The transcript is spliced from 3 exons. The coding region runs from base 1 to 822 and encodes 273 amino acids. The record is from RefSeq and is a predicted model, not a curated record.
AUGACUCUCUCCACUAUUAUUCCCCAUGCCUUGCUCGAAGACCAAAAUCAAGCAAAAGCAUGGCAAGGCGUCGACUACCUCAAAUCUUUCACAUGCAAAUGCCAAAGAGGACCUUUUGCAGUGUUCACAUCAGUGAACCAUGAUCAUCGCAAGUUUUUCCAUCCACAGAUGCUUGUGAUUAGGUACAUCGACCAGCCUUACAAGACACCUUUCAACUGUCAGCUUUCAGAUGGCAAGGUGACAUGUACUCAGUGUGGCCUUGAGAUUCAGCUAUUCAAGAAACUUCUACACAUAAAGAAACAUACCACCAGCCAUUAUCCAUCUCUUCAAGGACAGGGUGCCGUUCAUGAGGAGCUUGCUUCAAAAUAUGUGGUUUUCGAUGCAACUAGCCAGCCUUCUGUUGUUUCCAUCAGUGAACUCACAACUUCUGCCAUUAAAUGUGCUGCUGUUUCUGUCAAUGAUGCUGAUGCCGAUGUUGCUGCUUCCACUGUCAUUGAAUGUGGUCCCACUUCUGUUGAUGAUGCCAACACUGACAUUGCCCCUUCCAUUCUUGAUGCCCAUGCUACCGCUUCCAUUUUUGACAUUGACGCUGCUGCUGCUUCUGGUGCUGAUGCUGUCAUUGGUGAGAUUUCCAUCGCUGACAUUAGUCUCAAUGCUACUGUAUCCCAUGACACCAUCACCAUGACUCACUGGCCUGUUGCUACAAGCCUCAUCACCACCAUCACCCCCCAUGCUGUCCUUCGACACCAUGUCACAACUGCAUCUAGUGCACUCCAGAUACCCCAGAAUUGCCAUGUCUUGAAUAUUGCCUCAGAAAAUUGA